Messenger RNA from Vicia villosa (hairy vetch), 660 nucleotides. RefSeq lists its product as uncharacterized. The record is from RefSeq and is a predicted model, not a curated record. The transcript has a single exon. The coding region runs from base 1 to 660 and encodes 219 amino acids. NCBI's taxonomy places the organism in Eukaryota, Viridiplantae, Streptophyta, Magnoliopsida, Fabales, Fabaceae.
AUGAAGAGAGGAGCUAAUGCUACAAAUUAUUGUGCUAAGCAGAGUGAUUCUUGGAUCAUCAAGUCUAUCUUUAAGUACAGGGACCUGCUUAUGAGUUCUAGAGCUUGGAAUGAGUUUUUGCAAACAGAUACAUAUAGAACCAAGCAAAUAUAUCUGGAAUUAAGAGGUGAUCGUGGCCUGGUAUCGUGGAGGAACAUUUUAAGAGGAAAUCUGGCCAGUUCAAAGGCUUUGUUCUUCUUGUGGAUGGCAUGCCAGAAUCGUUUACACACCAAGGAUAGGCUGAGCAAAUUCGGAACUGUGACUGAUGGUGUUUGUUUGUAUUGUAACGAGACUGAAACAUGUGCUCAUCUCUUCCUUGCUUGUAGGGAAACUAGAGAUUUCUGGCUGCAGGUGUUGAAUUGGAGUCAUAAUCCCCAUUCUCCUCAAGCCUGGACAGAGAAGCUAAUCUGGAUUACUACAACUGCUAGAGGGAAAAGCAAUAGAGCUAAGCUCCUCCGCAUAUGUGUGGCUGAAGUCAUAUACCAUAUUUGGAUCGUGCAAAAUAACAGAGUCUUUAAGAAUGCUAGAAUGGAGCAACUCAACUUGCAUUGGGUGCUGGAUCGGAUCAAGUAUCGGGCAAAGCUUGACAGGAAACUAGGAGUGUAUGUUGAUACCUUGUAG